GUGUCAUGCUCUUCGGCAUCGCAAAGGAGAAGUCUGAAAUCUAGAGGGUAUCGUCAACGAGAGGAAGAAGAUCGAGGGAAAGUGGAUCGAAGUUGUUGUCAAAGGAUCGCGUCAGGCGAUCUCGAUCUCGUCGUAUUAACUAAUAGUCUCAGUGUUUCAGACUGACAAAUGGUGUUAGCAUUUUUCCUCGGUCUAUGUAUCGCUUCUGCGGUUGGAUUACGUGGUCCACAUCAUCCAAGAAGCUCCGUUUCUCAUCAUCAUUACUCGCCUCAUAAAGGUGUUAAAUUGACGCAAGAUACCGAAUUGCUUCACGAUGCCACUCACUUGAAGGAAGACAUGGGACCGAUAGCGUCCCAGCUUGAUUUUUCGAAAAUGAGCGAACAGGAGAUUGAAUUCCAUUACUUCAAAGUGCACGAUAUCGAUAAUAAUACAAAAUUAGAUGGCCUUGAAAUUCUUCAUGCCAUUCAACAUACAUUUCACGAACAUAAUGUGGUCGAUGAAGAUGGUAGAAGUUUUGUGGAUGAUGAGCCACAAAUACAAGAAGACGAAUUGCCACGGAUCGUAGGUUUUAUAGACAGAGUAUUGGAAGAAGAUGAUUUGGAUAAUGAUGGUUAUUUAGGAUACGUUGAAUUUGUUUUGGGAAGGCGAAAGGAUCAUAUUACGCAAGCAAAAAGAAUUGGUAGAAAUAAUAUUAAAAAAUAAAAGGACGACCA
Messenger RNA from Vespa mandarinia (Asian giant hornet), 713 nucleotides. RefSeq names its product multiple coagulation factor deficiency protein 2 homolog. NCBI's taxonomy places the organism in Eukaryota, Metazoa, Arthropoda, Insecta, Hymenoptera, Vespidae. The record is from RefSeq and is a predicted model, not a curated record.